This is a messenger RNA of Penicillium cinerascens, 1491 nucleotides long. RefSeq names its product bestrophin family protein. The coding region runs from base 1 to 1491 and encodes 496 amino acids. The record is from RefSeq and is a predicted model, not a curated record. The transcript is spliced from 7 exons. NCBI's taxonomy places the organism in Eukaryota, Fungi, Ascomycota, Eurotiomycetes, Eurotiales, Aspergillaceae. Gene Ontology annotation, molecular function: chloride channel activity.
AUGACCGAUGGACAUAGUGACAAUCCAGCCAACGCUAUUCCUGCUGUUUCCAGCGACAGCAGCGCUGCCCCGGUCCCCGCCGACGUGCGGCCCUCCGCAAACCACCAUGCCGACCCUCCCGCCCAUGAAUUGAAGGAGCAGGACUCCAUCGGGCGGCUUAUGCCGCGGCCGACCUACAUGGAACAUCUGGCUGACUCUCGCGACGCAAUGUUCCAUCUCAACCGCCGCGACUCAAGUGAAUUGGAGCGGUACUUUCACGGUCCCCGUGAUAUGGACAAGCACUCGAAAUGGCCUAUCUUCAUGCGUAUGCAUGGUAGUGUCAUGCCAAAAAUGAUCUUGCCGCUCCUUUGUGUGGCUGCUUGGUCAACAUUAAUUACUUGCCUUUCUCAUUACUUUCAUGCCCUUGGUAUCAACAAUAUCUUGCUCACCGUGCUGGGUUUCGUGGUGGGUUUGGCGUUGUCAUUCCGUUCUUCGACCGCAUAUGAAAGAUGGGCCGAUGGACGCAAGUACUGGGCUCAGCUAAUUCAGACCUCUCGCAACUUGGCCCGCACGAUCUGGGUCAACACCGGCGAACGUGAGGGAGAAGAGGGCAAGGUUGAUCUUCUGCGAAAGCUCACCGCUAUGAACCUCAUCUUGGCAUUCGCCGUCGCCCUGAAGCACAAGCUGCGCUUCGAGCCCGAUAUCGCAUACGAAGACUUGGCCGGCCUCGUUGGCCACAUGGACACAUUCGCCCGCGACGCCCACGACCAUGAGAGACUCCACCCAAAGACCAAGUCCUUCUGGAAAUCUACUGGAGAGUACCUCGGUGUCUCUUUCGCCGAGUCCAACCCCCGAAAGAUGGUCAAGCGCUCCAAGAAGCCCCUGGGACAUCUUCCCCUGGAGAUUCUGAACCACCUGUCAGCCUACAUUGAUUCGUGCGUCAAAAACGGCACCCUGACCUCGGGUCUGCACCAGAGCCAAGCUAUCACCAUGAUGUCGACCUUAAACGAGGUCCUGACUGGCACCGAGCGAGUGCUGGACACUCCUCUGCCUACGGCGUACACCAUUGCCAUUGCCCAGAUCGCCUGGAUCUACGUCAUUGUUCUUCCCUUUCAGCUGCAUCCAGUCCUUAAUUGGGUCACCAUCCCUGCUUCUAUCGUGGCGGCAUACAUCAUCUUGGGCCUGGCCACAAUUGGCAGCGAGAUCGAGAACCCCUUCGGCCAAGAUGUCAAUGACCUUCCGCUGGACACCUACUGCCGCCAGAUUGCCCUGGAACUCGAUAUCAUGACAUCCACCCCGGCCCCGAAGGUAGAUGAUUUCAUGAGUCGCCCGGAUAACCUGGUUCUGUUCCCGCUGAGCCAGAGCGGCUACCCUGAGUGGAAGUCUCGGAGCGUCGAGGAUAUUCGUGCUGCUCUGAAGGCAAAGAUAGUUGCGAACCCGGCCCCUGCCCCAUCGGAUGCCUCUACCGUCGUGGAGAACGUGUCUUUCAAGGCGUCCAAGGACUCCGUUUGA